CCCAACGUACGCUUCAGAGAAAUACGCGACCAGAGGCAAAGUAACGUUUUGGUUCCCUCGUUCACUCUUCCAAGAGUUACUUCAAACGGUGUUUUGAAAGAAUGAACUAUUUCUUGGCAUCCAUUUGAAAGGACCGUACGCGAGCAAACCGUCCCUUUUUAGGCACAGUAAGCUGAUAUUCAGUGACUUAACUCGCACUUGGAAUCAGCACACGAAAAAAAAUGAUGACCACUAGGGAUAAAUGGAGGGUUUACAAGCGGGUGUGUGUCAUGUUCUUUCUGGCUGUGGUGAUGUUGAUGAUGGUUCAGAGAGGGGUUCCCUUCCAAAUUGAGAGGCAGAGUCGUAUGGAGGCCUCCUCCAAGGGAGGGGAGGACAGGGCCCACCAGCAGAAUAAGGGCAAGCCCAAACAAGCCGAGCCUACAGCCGCCGACACUGACACCACCGAGGAGCCCAGCAUCACCCAGAAGCGAGCUGGCUCCCGGACCUGGGACGUGUCCAGUGCGAACUGCAGUGCCAACCUCAACUUCACCAACCAGGACUGGUUCAGCGGCCUGGAGAAAAACUUCAAACAGUUCCUUCUCUACCGCCACUGCCGCUUCUUCCCCAUGCUCAUGAACCAUCCGGAGAAGUGCUCCGGGGAGACCUACCUGCUCAUGGUCAUCAAGUCCAUCGCCACGCAGCACGACCGCCGCGAGGUGAUCCGCAAGACGUGGGGCAAGGAGCAGGUUGUUGACGGCAAGAAGGUGAAGACGGUCUUCUUGCUGGGGACGCCGUCCAAUGAGGCUGAGAAGGCCAACCACCAGAAGCUCCUGGAGUACGAGGACUACAUCUACCGAGAUAUCCUCCAAUGGGACUUCCAGGACAGCUUCUUCAACCUGACCCUCAAAGAAACCCACUUCCUCAAGUGGUUCUCCGCCUACUGUGCCGACGUGCGCUAUGUCUUCAAGGGCGACGACGACGUCUUCGUCAGCGUGGAGAACAUCUUUGAGUAUCUGGAGGCCAGCGCUCAGGUCAAGAACCUCUUCGUCGGUGACGUGCUCUUCAAGGCCAAGCCCAUUCGCAGGAAGGAGAACAAGUACUACAUCCCACAACCACUUUACAACAAGACCCACUACCCUCCAUACGCCGGAGGAGGUGGGUUCCUCAUGGACGCACCCCUGGCCAGGAAGCUCUACCGGGCCUCAGACUCUCUGGAGCUCUACCCCAUCGAUGACGUGUUCCUGGGCAUGUGUCUGGAGGUGCUGCAGGUCACGCCCAUCAAUCACAAUGCUUUUAAGACGUUUGGCCUGGUCAAGAACAAGAAAAGCAAGCUCAACCAAGAACCUUGUUUCUUUAAGAGCAUGAUCGUGGUCCACAAGCUGCUACCACCAGACCUCAUGCACAUGUGGAACCUGGUGAACAGUAAUCUCAUCUGCUCGCAGAAAAUGGAGAUCUUAUAGCCUGGUGGGAAUUGGGAACACUUAGUUAGGCGAGGGGACAAGAGUUGAAAUGUGUGAGCGGGGCCGGAGGCAGAUAUCCUAUUCUUGUUAUCCUUUUUUCAGAGAAGGACCAGACAAUAUUUGAUUUAGUACAUUUUAGCAGACACUCUUCUCCAGAGCAAUUAGGGUUAAGUGCCUUGCUCACAUAUUUUUCACCUAGUCGGCUCGGGGAGUUGAACCAGCAACCUUUUGGUUACUGGCCCAACGCUCUUAACCGCUAGGCUACUUGCCUCUACUGCAUCACAGUGGAGUGGACUCCUCCAUUGGCGGAAGUAAAUGAUCUGGUGAUGUUUUUUAUAUUCUGGUGGCAUUUUGAAUGACUCUCAAUGUCAGCAGGCACAUUCAGAGAUGCCAAACCAAGGGGCUUGAGGUACUGGAAGACAGUGCUGCAAAGAGGACAGCGAGCUGCCUCACAUUGUCACGCAUCCCUUUGACUGUGUACUGAAUGUCCAACACCUUGUUCAUUUGGACCAGGCUUUACGAUACUGUAGUAACAUGGACCUCAUAAAAACAGCAAGAAACAAAGUGUCUCUACCUCACCAAUGUAGUUUAAAGUUCUCUUGUCAUAUGUGAAGUCAUUUGAAUAAUAUUUCUUUCUAAAUGAUGUAGUUAUUCGUCAAGACACAAAUGUCUUGUAAGCAUAUUUGACCAUGUUAAUAGUAAAAAGAAAAUAAUUGUAUUUUUUAAAUUUUUAUUACAUCUGACCCUGCAGUCCAAUGUAGAGAGAUACCCUUUGUUAUGGGUCACUGAACUUCAAUGAGAUUGUUCCGUUUUCAGAAAGAGCUUCCGGAAACAAAAAAAGUCGUCCAAACUAACUUGUGUAUACUGUAUGUGUCAACGGAUUUGAAUGUGCUGAUAUACUUGACAUGAAUUGGGUUGAUGGUUUACAUUGAAACUGUGAAACAAAUCAACUACUGCUGGUACAUGUAUCACAUGAUGUUCAUUUAAUAACCCCACAGACAAGGAGGGUGUUUGAUGUGAUUAUGUGUGGAUGAUGUACAUAAAUGUAAAAAAAUCACGUUUGUAAAUAAACUUCAAAAAUUCAUA
Messenger RNA from Coregonus clupeaformis (lake whitefish), 2525 nucleotides. It is a transcript of the gene b3gnt7, whose product is annotated as UDP-GlcNAc:betaGal beta-1,3-N-acetylglucosaminyltransferase 7. The record is from RefSeq and is a predicted model, not a curated record. Lineage: Eukaryota; Metazoa; Chordata; Actinopteri; Salmoniformes; Salmonidae. Gene Ontology annotation, molecular function: hexosyltransferase activity. The coding region runs from base 222 to 1439 and encodes 405 amino acids. The transcript is spliced from 2 exons. Gene Ontology annotation, cellular component: membrane.